AUGCGAUCUGGAGUUGUCUUGGGAAUGAUUGGUUUGGGUAUGGCUUAUCCUUUGUUGGAUAGGGAGAAGAAGGAUAGGAAGAAGAGUUGGGUUUGGGGAAGUGCUGGUGUGUUGACUUGUUUUUAUGGAGGGUCUGUUUUGGAGUAUUCUACCUUUGUUAAUGAGAAACGAGUGAAGAGUUUGUCGCCGGGUGGGUUGGUUUUUAUGGGUGGGUUUUACUCGGCUGGAUUAGUGACCGGGUCUUUGGCGGCACUUGGGAUUGAUUUAGGUCGGAAGGUAGUAGGGGGACUGCCAAGUACUCUGAGUAUUUUGCCCCAACUUAGAUAG
Messenger RNA from Nematocida homosporus, 327 nucleotides. RefSeq lists its product as uncharacterized. Lineage: Eukaryota; Fungi; Microsporidia. The coding region runs from base 1 to 327 and encodes 108 amino acids. The transcript has a single exon. The record is from RefSeq and is a predicted model, not a curated record.